AUGUCCGAGGUUCGCAGUUUCACCGCUCGGCCGUUGUCAAAACAGGCUCGCAGUGAUUACAAGGAUGCAUUUCGGGUCUACCUAUCCUCUUCGUCCCUGGCUGCGUUGAGGCUCCGCGCCGAUGAUCUCUGUUGUCUGACCUCUGCCGAAGGAGCCCCGAAGACCGCGAUUGCCUGGACUGCGGUGGAAAACAUCCAAAGCACCGUGGUGCAAACUUCGAGGGCUCUCCAGGACUGCUACGGAAUUAAGAUUGGAGAGAAAGUCGGUAUUAGCAGGAUAGACGGCGCUCUGGAUGAUCUUGAAUCCGUUCUCCUGCUCGAUUGCUCUGAUUCCGAGAAAAUCGCAAGGUAUGGACCGAUAGCUGCCGAGGAACGUUGCCACUGGGAAUGGGCUUUGGAAUUUCAACUUCUGAGAUGCGAAGUCCUCGCUACAGGCCUCACUUUCGAGUUGGAACUCAAAGGCCAGCGUCGGUGCUUCCAGUUGAUAAACAUACACGCCCAAAAUCCAAGCCCCAAUCGCACCAUCUUCCGUUUCACGAAGGAUACCAAGGUCUGCAUCGGAACGGAGAUGGAAGCACCCGAGGAGCCUUCCGCUUCCGAUAUCACCGUUCGGUCUACAAACCUGGGAGGUCUCUCGCGACAGAUUGAAGACAUUAACGAGAGCCUGUCCGACUUCAAUAUCGAUCCACGCAAACCGGCUAUGCCGUCAUUCUAUGAGCACAGCCGGGGUAUUCUUCUCUACGGACCAAAGGGAACGGGAAAGACGGCCCUGCUGGAGCAGAUUGAGAAAGCUGGCUGGAAACAAGUCUUUAAAAUUGGAACCUCAUCGCUUGGUCGAAGUGUCAGCGAAAGUGAGCUGAAGAUUCGCAAUAUCUUUCAGGAUGCUGCGCGCUCAAAGCCUAGUGUAAUCAUAAUCGACCAAUUGGACUUUGUCGCACCGAAGCGAACCUCUCUAGAGUCUCAGUCACUGGCUUCCGUUCUUUGCGAGAGCUUGGACGCGAUUCGGAGCGCGUCAAUUCUGGUUGUGGCCGCAACCAGGCAUCCAAACAACGUUGACGAGGCGCUCAGAACUCCACAUCGAUUUGGCGCAGAGAUUGAGCUCCAGGUUCCAACGGCACAGGACCGUGCAGAAAUACUUCGUGCGAUCCGUGGGCCUGUUUCCGCUGGAUUGACCGAUGAGCUAGUUGAAUAUCUUGCAGAGAAGACACAUGGUUACGUCGGCGCGGACCUCUUUGCUUUGCUGCAGUUGAUUUGUCGGAAAGCCCGUCAACGGCAGCUGCUGGAGCAGGACAUCACCCCUCAAAACUCCGUUUUGUCUACCAACAUAGAAAAUGAGGGGCAAAUGAGUGUCGAUCUCGUGAUACAAGAGACGGAUAUUAUGUCAUCGUUGCAAGAAAUUCGGCCAACAGCUAUGCGCGAGGUGUUCUUGGAGACUCCUAAGGUACGAUGGACAGAUAUUGGUGGACAGCACGAAGUAAAAAAACGCCUACAGCAGGCUGUCGAAAGGCCCCUCAAGGUAGGAAACAUUUCCAGUCAUCAAACUGAUCGGCAUCAAGGCUAA
This is a messenger RNA of Penicillium maclennaniae, 1560 nucleotides long. Its product is annotated as ATPase. Gene Ontology annotation, cellular component: cytoplasm. Lineage: Eukaryota; Fungi; Ascomycota; Eurotiomycetes; Eurotiales; Aspergillaceae. Gene Ontology annotation, molecular function: ATP binding; ATP hydrolysis activity. The transcript has a single exon. The record is from RefSeq and is a predicted model, not a curated record. The coding region runs from base 1 to 1560 and encodes 519 amino acids.